AUGGCAAAUAAGUUCAGUUGGAAGAUUAAAGAUGAGAACCCUUCGCUUAUAGAUGAGUCUAGCCUAUUUUUUGAUAUUAGCAAUGAUAUUCAAUCAUUCUUACAAACCCCAAAAGUUUCAAUCACAGGCAGAAAAAUUCUUUCACAAACAAAAAUUGAAAAAUCAAUUGGGAAAGAACCAGAAAAUUUGCCAAAAAAUAAGAUAGUAUCAAGAAAUUCAAGCAAAAAUUGUAAAAUUUUUCUAUUGAAUUAUAUUAAAAUUUAAUUUUAAAUUAAAAAUAUGAAGCUUAUGUACAGUAGAAUAAAGUUUCACUGAAAAAUAAAUCAGGCUCCCAAUCGAUUUCUAAAAAGCUGAAAAAGCCAAGCAAUUUCCUAGUCAAAAAGGAAUUAAAUAGCCACAAAUCAAGUUUAUCAUAUAGUCAGCCCAUAAAUUUCAAAGAACAAAAUGCAAUGCCUGAAAAAGAAAUUUCCAAAAAACCAAAAAAGCCAAAAAACUCAUCAAAAAAACCUCCACUGACAGUAGAAAAGCUUGUAAGCCAAACUCUUAAAAAGGCGAAAGCAAAUAGAAUCCAGAAAGAAAAAGAAGAAGCAGAGCUUAAAGACUUUUUCGACAAAAGAAAAGAAGAAUUGAGUUACCAAAACAGCCAAAUUAGAAUGGAUAAUUUAUAGUCUCCUAAUCUGUAUUAAAAUUUAUAUUUAUUUCUCCAAAUUAAAAAUAAAAAUCAAUUUAAUAAAAAAUAUUAAAAUUCAAGCAAAAAAAAUUCAAGCCAAAAAAUGCUUGGAAAGGGUCAGGAAGAGUGCUCAGCUGUGAUAUAGAGCGAAGAAUAAAAGAGAUUUCUACUAAGACUAGAACUAAUUCUGCUGAUAAAGCAAAAUUUCGGCUUGAAAAGCUAAAUGAUGAUAUUUGCUAUUGCAAAAGCUUGAAUUCUACUCAAGAAAUCAUCUUAUCAAAGCGAUCAGAUGUUACAAAAUCAGCUAGAUCAACCAUAAAAAGUAAAAAUGAGCUGAAAAAAGAGCUAAAAGAGCUUGAUUUAUUAAGGGUAAAAGCUGAAAAUAUCAAAAGGUUAGCAAGUGCUAGGAAAUCUGAGCUAAUAAGUCAAUAUGAAAGCAAAAGCAAUAGGACCUCAAAAGGGUCAAAAUCCAAGAAAUCCCAUAGAAAAAGUGAAAAUUUAACCGAAAAUAAACUGAGUGAUAUAAUUCCUGAUAUAAAAAUAGAUAUUUCUCCUAUAUCCCAGACCACAGAUACAGAUUUUCCAUUCAAUAGCACAAAUUAUUCAUCAAUGCAAAAACAACUAAUAAAUGAGCAAAAAUCCCUAGUCAAUAUCCAGUCAGCCGUAAGAGGAUACUUGGCAAGAAAAAAUAAAAAAUUAAAUGAAGACGAAAUAAAUAAAAAAACACAAGAAAAAAUAAAAGAAAAUUUCAUUAUAGACAUAAGUGAAAAUACCAUUAUAUCAAAGCCGAUAAUAGAAGAAAAGGCAGCAGUUAUAGAUGAUAAAGAAAUAAGUAUAGAAAUUAUUGACGAUGUGCCAAAAGAAAUAAUAAAAAACGAAAAAUUGCCAACAAGCAUCACUCCAAUAAAAGAAAUUCAAAACAUCUCUUCAAUUAGCUGCGAAAAUAAACAAAAAGACCCAGAAUAUCGCAAAGUCCUUAAAGAGCAGCUUAUAUGGCAAGAAACAAACUUAGAAAUCCUUGACACUCUUCGUCAGCAAGAGCUUCUUUCUUUACGACAAUUAACGCAAAGAACUUAUAAUGCUGAAUCCUUAGAAAGUCUUUUAAAAGAAGUGAUAAACCGCACAUAUCUAAAAGUUGAAAAUAUUUUAGAAAAAUCUAUACCAUAAGUAUAGCUCAUAAUUUAUAAUAUAAAAAAAAAUUUUUUUUGCAAUCAUUUUCAUAAUGGGGAUACUAUUGAUAUUCAAUCUGCCCUACUUGAAGAUUUGUCAUAUAAUGAAGAGCAAGAGCUAGAAAAAGAACUUGAUGAAGAAUUAUCUAAAACCAAAAAUGAGCUAUUAGAAGCCUUUUUAUAUGAAGAUGAAAAAGAUUUUAUAUUGAUGCCAGAAGAAGAUAGGCCAAAAUUAGUUGCCAAUAUUAGUCAAGUAGAAAUGCCGAAAGAGAAAAAACUUAAAUUUUUAGAAAAUAAUAAGUCAAUCAAAACAAAGCUCAAUUUAUCAAAACAAUGGUCACCGAUCCAAAGCCCAGAAAGCAAAAAUAUUGAUUCUAUUGAAUUUCCUGAAGCAAUAAUAACACCAAAAAAGCCUGAUGGAAAGCCACAAGAUUUGCAUGUGGUUACUGUUACCUUUGAUUCUCCGUUAUACAAAACACCACCAAAAUUUGCACUAUUGCCUGAAAUUCCUCCAUUUAACCCAAAUAAGCGAAAACAAAGCCCGGAAAAGCCAAUAAAGACUGAGGAUUCAUUAGAAAAAAAUUUAGUUAAAGAAUGCCCAAUGCCACCUCCAAGACUUGUGUGUUUUGAAUUUGAUAAAGUUGACAGUCCUACUAAUACUCCUGAUUUAAUUCCAGUUCGGCCUAGUGCUCCUUUACAAGGCUAUGACAGCAGUGAUGACGAUAUAACCCCUACAACUCCUGCAAAUGGGUUUCCAAAAUCUCCAGAUAUAGCGUCUGCACCGCUAUGGAUUGCCUUGGUGAGGAUUCUCCGCAGCAGCUUGGACUCUGGUGAAUCACCUAAAGGUGGCAAGUCAACACUAAGGUGACAAGCCAACACCAAGUUGACAAAAGCGCCCACUUUUGCAAGGAUUUGUCAACUUGGAGUUGACUUGCCACCUUUAGGUGACUCGCCUGAGCUCCAAGUUGCUGCGGAGAACCCUCGCCAAGGCAAUCCAUAGCGGUGCAGACGCUAUAAGGAUAAUAACUUUGAACAAAUAAUGAUUGAAAAAGUCAUUGAAGAAAUUUAUUUACCCCUUUAUUUAAAAAAUAUUUUUAUUAAAAUCCUAAAAAACAUUAUAUUUUCGGAAAAAUCAGCUGAUUUAGUAGUUUUCCAAGAUUUACUAGAUUUUCAUAAUAAAGAAAGCCGAGCUAUUCCUUUAUUAGACUUAAUAAAAGUCUCUGACCUGCCUCUACCGUCAAUUUCAUCCUCAACUGAGCAUCUUACACAAAUAAACAAUGAAGCAUUAUGCAAAUAUUUAGCUGAGCUUUUUAAUGCAAUUAAAAAUUCUCCUAGAGAUAUUUUAAAUUCUUUAAAAAGUCCAUUAAAAAGAAACCCACUUGCGAUGCUUGCAAAAAUGCAGGAUACUGAAAUAGGGACUUUUAUUGAGCUUGAAAAAAUUCCUAAUACGUCAAUAUUAGAUUUAGGGAUGUAUAUAAGAAUUGAACAAAAUAGAGGAGAAAUCUCUGCGAGAGCAAAUUUGUCGCCUCAUAUUUUGCAUGUGAUAACAGAGUCAGAGCAUAUUCAUAAUCGAAUGAUUUUUGAUAAUGUAAAUGAAUUAUUACAAAAUUAUAGACCAUAUGGAACAAACUGUUUUCCUAUGCCAUGGAGCAAUACAAAUAGAUACACAAAGUACCCAGAUGUUAAUAUAGAAAAUAUUUUCAAAGAAAUCACAAGCAAAAUUGUUGAUUUUUCACAAUCCGGGAUUGGCACAGUACCAAAAGAUCAUAUGGUAAUGUCUAAUGGAAUGGUAGAUGAGGUACUUUUGCAGCAAGACAGAGAAGAAAAACUAGGAGUUGUGCUUGCUGAAGAUAUUUUAGAAAAAGAUCAGAUAUGGGCUAAUUACGAGUUCGAAGAAACACAGCUGAAGUUGGACCUAGGAGAUAUCGUAUUAGAGCAUUUACUAGCUCCCCCUUUCAAAUUGAAGCAAAAACUCCUUGCUCCAAUUUAAAGGGGCUAAUUUUUUUUAAAAAAAAAAUAAAUCGAGCACAAUACUUUUUUUUUAAUUUAUUUUUAUGGAAAAAUUAACCGAUUCUGUGCGAAAAAUGCUUAUAUAGCAUUAUAAUCACUUUUUCAUAAAAUUUUUAAAUUCUGCAAAAAUGCAAAUUUUACUGAUAUUGCUCCAAUUUAAAAUUGGGAGUGACUGAAACUAUUGAUAUUUUAAACAAAUUAUAA
Blepharisma stoltei is the source of this 4053-nucleotide messenger RNA. The record is from the annotation of a GenBank genome assembly. NCBI's taxonomy places the organism in Eukaryota, Ciliophora, Heterotrichea, Heterotrichida, Blepharismidae.